Messenger RNA from Marasmius oreades (fairy-ring Marasmius), 728 nucleotides. RefSeq lists its product as uncharacterized. The record is from RefSeq and is a predicted model, not a curated record. The transcript is spliced from 3 exons. Bases 96 to 410 code for a protein of 104 amino acids. NCBI's taxonomy places the organism in Eukaryota, Fungi, Basidiomycota, Agaricomycetes, Agaricales, Marasmiaceae.
UAUAAAAGGUGCACUCUACACCCCAGAGUAUCCCCAUCAUUCAAACUACUACUCAAGCACCUUCAUAACUUGACAACUUCUCAAUUACUGAUAAAAUGAGUCUCGACACUACUAAGUUCAUGGGCGCCGGUAUCGUCUACAUCCGUAACGAAUCAGGCGACAACAUGCAAACCUUCGUCUCCAAACUAAGCCACAACACUGGUAACGAUAGUUGGUUUGUCGUCUCUGCGUCCUUUGAAGAUGAUGCCCACGCCAAAUGGGACCGUUCGAACCACGGCUGGGAGGUGAUCGCCUUCAAGGACGACAACAACAAACGUGUCGGGUUCUAUGUCGACCUUAGGAAUGUGACGACCUAUGUGACGUUCCGGUCGUUCUCCAACGUCGAGAUCAAGCAGGCCACAAAGGCCUAAAAACGGGAGUUCGUGCGAAUAGCAUCUCUCAGACAACUCGGAAAUCAAACGGUAUCGGAUUAUUCGCUAUAUCAGGACACCCUCACUCCUCGCCUUGACUGUUAUCGACAUGCCCUUCCUACCCCGACACGACGGUAUAACUCGGAUUUGACUGCAGAUCUGGAGUUGAAGACUUCGGAGAGUCCACGAUCGCGAGGUUCAAGUAGCGAAUGCUGGAAGCCAUAUUAUAGCGUAGUAAGUGCGAACUUGUAGUUCAAAAUCUGAGAUAUAUCUAUGGUACUAGAGAAGGACAAUUAAACUGAAACUUGGUCACGUUAA